CGAAGGCCAUGGCAUUGUGGAAUAAUGAACUAAGCAAAACGUUCAUAGUUGCCGAAAUUGGCCAGAACCAUCAAGGGUCUCUGUGUACAGCAAAGCAAAUGAUUAAAGCUGCAAAGGAAUGCGGAGCAGAUUGUGUAAAAUUUCAGCGAUCGAAUUUGACGGAAAAGUUUACUGCCAGUGCCCUGGCACGCCCAUACGCCGGACCCAAUUCUUGGGGCAAUACUUAUGGAGAGCACAAAGCAUGGCUUGAAUUUUCAAUUGCACAGUAUCGCGAACUGCAACGUUUUGCCCGCGAAAACGAUAUUACAUUUACUGCAUCAGCAAUGGAUGCAGCCUCCUUUCGGGAGCUCGAAGAGCAAUUAAAUGUUCCCUUCAUUAAAAUCGGUUCUGGUGAUGCAGAUAACGUACCACUGCUUCGUUACGCUGCCAAUCGAACCGUUCCUCUGAUAAUUUCCACUGGGAUGCAAGAUUGGAGCCACAUUUGCACUAUUUACGGCAUGUUCCGUCACCGCAAAGACGUAGGAUUGCUUCAUUGUGUAUCUUCCUAUCCGACACCGGCUGAAGAUACGAUGUUGCAAAUGAUUCCUUUGUUUCGGAGUCACUUUCCCGCGCUAACCGUUGGAUAUUCUGGGCACGAGUUGGGCAUACAGCUUUCCGUAGCAAGCGUAGGUUUGGGUGCACGUAUAGUCGAGCGACAUUUUACGCUUGAUAAAUCGUGGAAAGGAACCGACCAUCAAGCAUCGUUAAAUCCGGUCGAAUUUGCACGCAUGGUACGUUGCAUUAGAGCGUUGGAAACAAAGAUAUCGACGGGGACAGAGUCUUUGAUCGAACAAUUACGAAGCAUUCUAGAUGUAAAGGAAUUUAAUGAACGUGAGUUACAUGUAGCUCUUAAGCAAGUUGACGUACAGGACAGAAAGCUGUUAGACAGUGAACGACCAUGUAGCGAUAAGUUGGGUAAAUCGCUAAUAUACGCUAACAAUGUGUCUGCCGGAACUAUUCUUACUGAGUCAGAUAUUGGGAUAAAAGUAAGCGAACCAAAAGGUUUAUCUCCACGGUUGUACGAUGCUGUUGUUGGAAGGAUGGUAAAAUAUGACGCUUGCAAGGACAAUCCCAUUUUGGAGCAACAUUUUUGAAGAUUCCA
Anopheles funestus (African malaria mosquito) is the source of this 1141-nucleotide messenger RNA. It is a transcript of the gene NANS, whose product is annotated as sialic acid synthase. Bases 9 to 1133 code for a protein of 374 amino acids. Gene Ontology annotation, molecular function: N-acylneuraminate-9-phosphate synthase activity. The record is from RefSeq and is a predicted model, not a curated record. Gene Ontology annotation, biological process: carbohydrate biosynthetic process. The transcript is spliced from 2 exons. Lineage: Eukaryota; Metazoa; Arthropoda; Insecta; Diptera; Culicidae.